AUGGCUCCGGAAGAUGGUCUGCAGGAUCCGUUCCGCUACCACUACCACGUUGUUCAACUACCGACCUGUGCUGUGCUGCUGGUUGUACGCACAUACAUAAAUUUCAUGCUGAUCAUGACCUUGAAUUCUGCUAAAAAUGCUCCGCGGGCCGAUUCGGGUGGGAAUCAACCACAACCUCAAGGUCUGAAUCCAACGCCCGCACUUGUUAGAUAUUUUUACACAAGUAUUAGUCAGAACUUCAUAACUGAGGAUCUUUGCACACCACACUAUAGUCGGCUCAGCUACGGAUACGGAGUGCCUGCUGCACAAUGCAACGACAACGGGGCAAGAUUUACCCUGGGGUUAGCAUGGGUUAUUAGCAGAAUGAGAAUCUUGGAUCAAGACUCAGAUAUGAGCCCUCUGUCGAAGAAAUACAGCGAGUAUAGUCCGCCAAUGAGGAAAUAGGAUGGCCAGAUUCGUAAACCGUCUGUUUUAAUUGCCCACAUAAGGGGCGAGGUUUCGAGCGGAACACGCCGACGAGAUAUGAAUAGAUACAGUAUGAGGCAUGGCGAGUUUCUUGUUCAACUCAUCGCGCCGAGAAUAAUCGCCUGCAGAAAACAAAACAGAGUUUUGUGUCAGAAACACUGAAACCUGUAUAGUAAGAGAAACUCAGUCAUGUUUCCGGUUGUCUAUUAAAACUGUCGGACCGGGUAUAUCGAUAUUUUCGAGUUGCAAGAGUGAAAGG
Messenger RNA from Fusarium redolens, 724 nucleotides. RefSeq lists its product as uncharacterized. The record is from RefSeq and is a predicted model, not a curated record. Bases 1 to 444 code for a protein of 147 amino acids. The transcript has 2 exons. Lineage: Eukaryota; Fungi; Ascomycota; Sordariomycetes; Hypocreales; Nectriaceae.